CAGCGCGCUCUUCCCUUCCAUUCUCUUGCAGUUCUUUCGUGAUUUGUAUCGAUUUACUAAAUGUUCCAAUGAACAGCGCGGGUUUAUGUUUAGAACCAGAAAAUCGACUUUGAUCAAAAAGUUGCUGUCGCUUCAAGAAUCGUCAGCCAAAAACACCUACGAUCCAACAUCUCAAGGAUUAGCAAAGGUGUUUCUGAAGGAUAUAGGGGAAGUCGAGGUAUUACAACUGCUGCUAACUGUCCUUAAGGAGGGAGCUUUAGGGACAACCUGCAUCGUGGUCAACAGCCAGGAUAAACACCUCACCGCUUGCAAACUGUGGCGGUGGCCGUUGUACAGAACUAUGCCCACUCUGAAGAGAGUACCAAUCUGUAAUGAUAGAUGUGAGGAAUCGGAGUGUUUAAAUCCCUUCCAUUACUUCUUGACGAUGAGCCACGGGCCCUCCAAAACCAUAAGGCUAGCUGAUACGUCACCAGUUUCCCUGCCAAUCACCAGAGACCUGUCAGAUUCAGGAAUCUGUAUCGACAUGUGUUCUGACACCUUCAACACAGAAGAAGGUGACAGUAACGGUGUUUGGUGUAACGUAGCUUACUGGGAACAUAACCAGAGGAUAGGUGCUCUGCACUGUGUUAACGAUCCUAUCGUUGCUAUCGCCAACAAUAUCUCCCAUAGUGGUCUGGACCUCGCUAAGAUCGCUAACGAUGAUGUAUCACGUGAUGAAGUGACGGCUCGAGUUAGGAAACAUAUCGGUAGCGGAAUCUUAGUUUCACUAGAGGAGGACGGAAUCUGGCUCUACAAUCGCAGUGAGAUCAGCAUAUUCGUGCAGUCUCCGACAAUGUCAACAGGAGACAAGACUCGACCCCAGGUGCACAAAGUGCUGCCAGGAUACGCUCUCAAUUCCUACCACUUCGCUCACCACUCCACAGUGUCCCGGACCGCCCGGACCAUCAGACUCUCUUUCGAGAAGGGUUGGGGUCCUGGGUACAGGAGACAGUACAUCACUGACGCUCCCUGCUGGCUUGAACUUCUCCUUAGCAUUAGGUGACAAAUUGGUUAGCUCCAUCGUAUCCUUUCUCUUCGGACACACCCACUAAAUCGAAAGUGAAACUGAAAAUGAAACUGAAAGUGAAACUUGCUCGUCCUUCGAAUCAUAAGAUCUGUUGAUCUAGCUUUCCUGACAAAUGGAACUAUAGUUAAAGCGAGAGAGAAUGGUGUUAAUUUAUCAUACCGUGUUGUUUUUGUUAAGAAACAGUGCUGCAGCUCUUCGUGCACGCUACAAAUUUGUUUUGAUGUUUCUCGUUAUGCAUUGUUCGAGACCUUACUGGUGUGACGUCACGACUCGUGAUGACCAUAUAAGGAGUCUCACGUGAUCGAUGACGUCAUGUCACAUGAUGUGCUGGCUGGUUUCAUGUUUAACGUAGUUUCAACUUUCUAAGGACUGAGUGGGUUGCUAAUAUUUUCAAGUUAAAUUAAGUGCUAGUUUUAUUUAUUUAAGGCUGUGUGGCUGAAGGUGGCUGAAUUCCACUUCAGACCACACAGCAGUUGUAUUUGUAUAUUUUUGUUCAGAUAUAUGUGUAAUGAAUGAUCAAUGAAAUGUUCCGCUGCUCUAACCCUCCCCUCCUACCCAGUGAUGGGUGGUAGCAUAAAUGUUAUCUGUAGACUGUAAAUGUUAGUUGAACUUGAGACGGCUGGAAUUUACUUGUCGCAAUACUAGUCUGACUUACUGUUGCAGCUGAACGUUUCAUUCAUUGAUACGGGUUCAAGAAUCGACCGGGAUUGAAGAAGUAAUUCCCAUCAUUUUAACAUCGUCACCCAACUAAUGAUCGUAAUUUUUCGCUAGAAAAAAAAAACCUACAAAACAUCCCGGUCUAUUCCCCAACGAAUUUUCAAAGGUUUAUGAGUCUUGUAUCAAGAACACUCCUUUUAUAUUGAUAAUAAUAGCUCAAUGCCAACUAAUCGUGUUAAAAUGUGUGUGUAUGUGGUUCUGUUGCGAUGAAGGCGUGUAGGCUCAGACGGUUAACUCUUAUAAUUUGAAUGGAAUUUUAGAUUUUAGUCUUCAAUUUAAGAUUUUCAAUCCUGAGAUUUCGCUCCUUAGACGUAGGAUGAUAAUUCGAAAUCUCAAUUUACUGGUGAUAGAUGGUUGUAAAUCGUCUAGAAUUUGCCUUUCCGAGGCAAUAAACAUUUCUAAUCAAAGACUAUCUAUUUCUGAAUUACUUACCCAACUUUUCUUAAUCUAAUGUUGCUCAUACUUUCUUGGUUUAUGAAAUGGUGGUCGGAUUAAAAAGAGGCUACCUCAAUUUGGCAGAAUACUUGCACCACAUAUCAGGGUUUAAAAUAAUCUUAGAAAAUCAUCAUAAUAUUUUAAGUAUCCUGAAAAUGAAGCUAGCAUUCUGCCAAAAUGGUAAGGGCCUCAAGCCCAUAGAAAAUCCUCAAAUUAUGUUUCUUGUUUUAUAAGUUAAAUUUUUUGUUGAAGUUACAGAGGGAUGCACAUCAUCAUCACUAACAUAUCAUUUCGGUUCUCAUAUCGGAUCAUAAUCAUCAUACUUCUUGAUACCCAACUGGAGCUGGUUACUUACUUUAGGUUACUUUAGGUUACUUUAGGUUGUCAAUCUUAACAUACAAAAAAUGUCAAAUAUUCUAUAAACAGAGCCAUUAGAGAUUAAGUUGAAUCAUGUUGAGCUACUCUAAAACUCAACUACACUCACUUGCCCAACUCAUUAAAAUUCCUUCUUUCUAAGUAGAACCCAACUCAUCCUCGGUAUCAAGAAGUGUAUUUAUGUUAACCACAUUAAAUAGUGCCGUUAAUUGUUAUGACUGAUCGUUCAGCUCCUGAACAGUUUAUCUAAAGCAGUUCUUCGUUGUUAAAGUUCAUGUUUCUGUUGCUAUUCCAUGUUUAAUAACAAAAUUAAAGCUUUAUUUUGCUCUACAUUGAUUAUAACCGUGUAUUAUUAAUUGUAUUCAAAAUCUGCUUUCUCAAUUUA
Molecule: messenger RNA, 2978 nt
Organism: Bolinopsis microptera
Lineage: Eukaryota; Metazoa; Ctenophora; Tentaculata; Lobata; Bolinopsidae
Product: mothers against decapentaplegic homolog 6-like
Exons: 8
Coding region: 86-1042 (318 amino acids)
Biological process (GO): regulation of transcription by RNA polymerase II; SMAD protein signal transduction; transforming growth factor beta receptor signaling pathway
Cellular component (GO): heteromeric SMAD protein complex
Molecular function (GO): transcription regulator inhibitor activity; I-SMAD binding
Source: RefSeq, a predicted model, not a curated record